AUGACUCUCUUAAUACAAAAACCGGAUCGAACACAAGAGUCUGUCAUGCCGAUUAAUCGGAAUUUCUGGAAUCGAAAGAGGAACGUUUUUGAGCUUCAGCAAUCCAAGCGGAAUAUAUGGAAGAAAUUCCGUCGACCCGUGAACAGCUAUGCAUUCAGUUCUCCGUAUCUGGAUAGGAUCGAGGGAACAUACGAUAAGUCGUUGCUGGCCAAGAAACGUUACGAUAAAGGAUCAACACCAUUCCAUAGUUUUGUUUGA
Messenger RNA from Anisakis simplex (herring worm), 258 nucleotides. NCBI's taxonomy places the organism in Eukaryota, Metazoa, Nematoda, Chromadorea, Rhabditida, Anisakidae. The record is from the annotation of a GenBank genome assembly.